AUGGCCAACCUCGUUGCUGGCGCUCCCGCUAUCGAGGCCAACGGCACCCGCCGCAAGCUCACUACUACCUCUACCCCCACUGUCACCACCGCCACUGAUCGCUGGACCUUUGGCUGGCCCUCUGGUCUCCCUGUCCCCAUCCUGACCACCAUCCGCCCCGAGGAGCCCACCUUCACCCCCACUCAGGUGCAGUCGUACAGCACCGUCCUCCACACCCGCAAGAAGCUUCCCCAGACCACCUCCACCGCCGAUGUUGACGUCGAGAUUGAGUACGUCACCGUCACCCAGGUCGUCGAAGUCCCCGUCACCACCGUUGGCGUCUAA
This is a messenger RNA of Colletotrichum siamense, 324 nucleotides long. RefSeq lists its product as uncharacterized. The transcript has a single exon. The record is from RefSeq and is a predicted model, not a curated record. The coding region runs from base 1 to 324 and encodes 107 amino acids. NCBI's taxonomy places the organism in Eukaryota, Fungi, Ascomycota, Sordariomycetes, Glomerellales, Glomerellaceae.